AUGAUCCACAGGCCAACUAUCUCCUGCAUCCUUUCCUACCUAAGCAUGCAAGGCAAGUGGCAGGUGUGAGGCCACCUCAAGUUACAUCCCAUCAGAGCACAGCCCCUGUUAGAGAGCUCAUGUCAGAAGUGUGUGUCCAGCCUUCCCAACCAGCUGCUAUUGGCCACCCUCAAACACUGAGACGCAACAUAAGUCUUCCUGAUGACUGCAGAGACGUUUUCAUAACAUAUUCAGUGGACACUGCAGCAGAAUUGAUGCCCUUUGUGAAUUUUUUGCUCAAUCAGGGAUUCAGACCAGCUAUUGAUAUAUUUGAAGACAGAGUUAGACAAAUGGACAUCAACAAAUGGAUGGACAGUUUUUUAAAAAAUAAGUCUGUGUUAAUCAUUGUAGUGAUCAGUCCGAAGUAUAAGACAGAUGUUGAGGGAGAUGGAUCUGAUCAACAUGGAUUACACACCAAGUACAUACACACACAGAUCCAAAAUGAAUUCAUUCUGCAAAGAUGUCUAAACUUCAGAUUGGUACCAGUGCUGUUUCCCAGUGCUAACCCAAAGUCAUGUUCCAUUGUGGCUACAGAGCACACGUCUGUACCGGUGGCCUGA
This is a messenger RNA of Puntigrus tetrazona (Sumatra barb), 599 nucleotides long. RefSeq names its product TRAF3 interacting protein 2a (gene traf3ip2a). The transcript is spliced from 7 exons. NCBI's taxonomy places the organism in Eukaryota, Metazoa, Chordata, Actinopteri, Cypriniformes, Cyprinidae. The coding region runs from base 120 to 599 and encodes 159 amino acids. The record is from RefSeq and is a predicted model, not a curated record. Gene Ontology annotation, biological process: humoral immune response; positive regulation of canonical NF-kappaB signal transduction.